Messenger RNA from Polistes dominula (European paper wasp), 3314 nucleotides. RefSeq names its product mediator complex subunit 26 (gene MED26). Gene Ontology annotation, cellular component: nucleus; mediator complex; core mediator complex. The record is from RefSeq and is a predicted model, not a curated record. Gene Ontology annotation, biological process: regulation of transcription by RNA polymerase II; positive regulation of gene expression. Gene Ontology annotation, molecular function: transcription coregulator activity. NCBI's taxonomy places the organism in Eukaryota, Metazoa, Arthropoda, Insecta, Hymenoptera, Vespidae.
AUAUAGUUUUUUAAGAAUAUUCAUAAGAUUUUUUUAUUCCUUUAUGAUAGACAUGUUUCUUCUUGCCUGUCGUAUUGGAACACAAAUACAAUUGCAUAUUUAAUCGUGCGUUACACGCCCAAUUGCACAUAGGGUAAUUAGUAAAAUCUUAAUAUACAAUAAAAAAUCGAUCAUAUAUAUGUUUUUUUUUUUGACAACGAACAGUAUAUGAUAUAUUUUUUAGGCAUAUGUAUGUUCCUUUUUUUCCUUUAUUAAAUGACACUGUUUCAUUAUUCAACAACGUACGAGGAAAUGAAAUAUAAAGAAAAAAAAAUGAAAAAUCUAGAUUUCAAGAACUGUAGAAUCUACGAAGUACCGUUGACUAUACACCAACAGCUUUCGAAAGGACAGAAAUAUUUGAGGAAGUGCGAAAGAAUGAAUGUGAAUGACGUGUCUUAAGAAAAAAAACACAUUUUUUGUUUCGUUCACGAAAUUCGACAAGCGUCAUUGUUGCACAGACGAAAUAACAAAAAUAACAAAAAUAACAAAAAGCUAAUAUACCGUGACGGAACUAUUGUCAAAAGACAGGAUUAUAACUUUAAAGAUCGAUGAAAUUAUUACAUCACAUAAAAUCAGGUAGCAUCGAGAAUAAUGGAGGAAGACGAUUGAAAGUUGCCUUAAUGAUCAGACACCUCUCUCGAAAAUAUGUUCGAAGUACGUUUUGAAGUAUAAAAUAUGAAUAUGAGAUAAACGGAACCGUACGGAUUAACGGCGAAAAGCGGGUAGAAAACUGAGAUGGCUUGUUCAAGGUGUCUACAAUGUAGAUGAGAAAGUUACGACGAGGAAUAACGGCAACGAUGGACAUCGUUGUGUGUGCAUUCAUGAAAGUGGAAGAAAGAAGAGGGGAGAGGAAAGAGAGUGAGAGAAAGAGAGAGAAAGAAAGAACGAGAGAGAGAGAGAGAGAACGAUAAAGAAAGAUAGAUAGAGUAGAUAAAAGAGAAAGAGGAAAGAGGGCACCACGAUCGGUCUAGUCGUUUGGGGGCACCGUAGGUAGGGAUAGGAGAGAGAGGCGAAGGGCGGUCCGUAAGGAGAGCUUGUCCAACCGCGUGAAGGAACUAGUAGCGCUCCUCCGGCGAUAUGAGGCGGCGUGGGGCUAGGGACGAUGCUGGGGCCUCGACUAGGGCACACUUGGGAGGCAGGGAGGGCAUGCGAACAGAACACAGUUCAGUAGUCGCCAUUGCAAGACUCCUUGUGCUCUCGUAUUCGCGACACUCGUACGCGUGGAGCAGAUUUUACGCUAACCUAAACUAACCCGCGAGGGCCCAAAGUGUGCCCCACCGAUGCAGAGAUAUUGCACGGAUCUCACCGAAAGAUUGUUAAAAUCUCUUGACAAGGAAUACAAUGUCGUUGACAUGGCAGCUGUUGUUGAAGUCAUUACGGCCCUGGAAAAGACGCCGAUCACCAAAGAAGUACUGGAGAUUACAAGGCUUGGUAAAUACAUUAAUGAGCUGCGAAGAAAGACCAGUAAUGAAGUCUUGGCCAAACGUGCCAAAGACUUGGUACGACGGUGGAGGGAUAUGGUUUUACCAUCGCCUCAUUCUACACCACAACCAACACCUGCCGAUACAGCACCGCCUGCCCUAAAUGGAGCUAAACCUCAUAGUCCAGCCUUAAGAUGUUUCAAACCACAAAGUCCUGCUGUAAGAUCCUUAAAGCCGCAAAGUCCUCUCUUAAGGGAUGUUACUCCUUUAAAAGUCAUCAGCCCAGUUCUAUCAGUGCAUAGUGAUCAUUCACGGUCUCCUAAUACAUCUUCAAACAAGCAGUCAAUUACACUUACUAGCAACCACCGGAUAACUUCGGAUGUACCUCACACUCAUGGCUCUUCGAGUCAGAACCAUUUGAUGGAAGCAGUGCCACGGACUCACAGUUCCAAUAAACGACUUCGAAAAGAUGGUUGUAAGGAUCAACGUAAUUAUCAAGAUCGCGAAUCAAACUCAAUAACAGAAUGUGAACCAUUAGUCAAAAGACAGCGUUUGAAUGGCGAAAACAUAAGUGGUAAUUUAAAUUCGCAAGUGCCUAGCCCCACAUUGAAAGAACGAAUUUCCCAUCAUUUUGUGGAAUCUCCCACUGAUCCUGACGAUUCAGGCCCGAAAAAACGUGGAAGAAAAAAAGGCAGUAAGUCUGUAAAGAAGCAGCCAUACGUAGAGGAUCGUGUUAAGGAAAAACUAGCCAGUAUUUCGAGAAAUCCUAAGUUAAAAACGACGCAAGAACUGCUGGCAGAUUUACAAGCGCGUGGCUCAAAUUCUAGCAUUAAUUCAAAUGCUCUACCUAGUCAAAGUGUAGAACCACCAAGUAUGGAAGAUGUUUUGAGGAGUAAUAAUGAACAAGUAUCCAAGUUCCUGCGUAGUACUCCUAACAAUACAUCUCAUAAAAGUACAGUUUCUGAAACUCCUUUACAAAGUCGGUUACAAUCUACAGAAAACUGUCGUGAAUUAUCAUCCAAGUGUCAAGAAACAAGUGCAGUGUACGACGAAAAUUCAAGUACGCAAAACCAACCACCACGAUCACAAAAAGAAUUAUCGGUUGAGGAGAUAUUGGCUAAGUUACCACCAUUAGAUCUAAAUUCGAUAAACUGGAGUGAUUGUGAAAAUGAACCCGAUGAAGAUCAAAAUAGUACAGUGUAUCCACCUCGAGAAAUAACUGAAGAGGACCUUGAUAGAUUACAUAAUCAGCAAAUAGAAGGACUGAAUGGAAACUUUCAACCAAAAUUAUCAUCUCUCACUAGUAACAAUAUAACGUCAAAUACAGAUAGAGAAGUGUCAGAUUCAAAUACGUUAAACAGUGAGCAAAACCAAUCUGGUACAGAAUUUCGUGAAUGGCACCAGAUGUUGGCUAUGCCCAGUUCUGAAGGCCAAAUCCUCCACAUAUUGCCUUAUACUAUUAUUGAUUAGUAAUUUUAUUAUUCUAUUCUAUUAUUAAACUGCAAUUUGUGAGAAAAAAAACCCUGCUAAAAAUUUCAAUUGAUUGAUCGAUCUACCAUCAAUUUAUUAAAACAAUUUCUAUUGUAAUUUACAAUUGCCGUUUAUUUCUAUUAAUGCUGCUGUUACUGCCAUCUUCAUUGUCAUUGUUAUUCUUAUCAUCAUACUCUUAUCAAAAUUUUAUCUAACAAUUUCACUAAAACAAUAUAACUAUUGACUAUUGCCCUCGUUAUUGUCAUUAUCAUAUUUAGUAUUUCAACAAAUUUCAUACUCACCAUUAUUGUUAUUAAAUUCAUUUCACGACUAGUACCAUCAUCAUUGUUGUAAUUAUCAUCACUGUUGUCAUUGUCAAUAUCA